AUGAAAAGCCGUCUGAACGGUCAAUUUCCACCCCUGACCCCGGCCGUCAAAAAUCCAUCACCGAUCAAAGUUGGAGACACUGCAAAAUUUACCUGCAAUGCCGAAAAUAAAAACGUCACGAAACCUGUCACGUACACGUGGACUAAAAAUGGCACGAAUGUGUCACCAGGGACAACUGAACCUGGUGCUCUGCUUUUUUCACCCGUCAAGAAGGCUGAUGAGGGAAAAUAUGUCUGUGUUGCGAAAAAUGAUGCUGGCUCUAAGGCAAGCACUGAAGAGGAUAUCGUUGUAUACUUUCCGCUCAACGUUCAAGUCAAGAUCAGUAAGACGACUGUGAAUGAACAUGAAUUCAUGCGGUUUGAAUGUGCCACCAGCGGUGACAACCCAGAGGUCAUCGAGCGGUACCAGUGGCUCUGGCUGAAGAAUGGCUCCCCCGCGGAACAGGUCAUCCAAGACACCGCGACCAACACGCAGAAUGGGAAGUUCUUAGAGUUCACGCGUAUACCGUACGAUAGAAGUGGGACGUACACAUGUAAGGCUUGGAUCCUUGGUAGGAUGGAACAGGAAUCGACAUUCCUGAAUGUGCAAUACUCUCCAAGAAUAGACCCAGAGGCAAAAAUGAAGUAUGACGUGGUAGGAGAGAUAGGCAAGGAGGCAUCAUUUGAACUGUUCACCAUCGCCAAUCCGGUCCCAGACACAUCUGGUUACGUCUGGUCUAACGAUGGCAACGUUCCACGGAACUUUUCUUCAAGUUAUGAAUUAAUUUCCUGGCACAAGACGUAUAGCAAGUUGAUAAUCAAAAACGUCAAAUCCUCCGAUUAUGAGAAUUAUACGUGUUCUGUGAAAACAAGUGGAUUUCAAGCGAAGGUUUUUACAUUUCGACUUCUCAAACCAGAGAAACCCGAAACGUCCCUCAUAGGUGUGAAUUGGACAGCUGUUGUUGUAGGCAGUCUGGUUGGAGCAGGCAUUGUAGCGAUAAUAGGCAUCACUCUGGCUGUUGUUCUAUGGAAAUGUGGUCUGGUCCGACGGGGAUGGAGGCUAAGUCAUCGGCCUGCAAAUUACGAUACCAGGGUUGAAUUCACAACAGCCGGAAAGCCCGCUGUACACACCUUCUUCAACAAUGGGACUGAUUAUGUAAGUAAUGUGUUUUACCCUGUACGACUGCCUGGACAAAACCAUCUACAGCCAAUUCCUACGUGGCAGCUAGUUCCGGUUCACGGAGUCCAUGGGAACGAGUCCGAGGACUCAGACGAUGACGACCACUUGGGUGAUCCUAGGACAUGGAAGCAGGGUCUUAAGGGUGAAAACUCAGUUCUUGAACAUCAGGAGAAUCAAACGGAGUGUGCCACCGCACACGAAGAACAAGGGCAGAUUGGCUCAAAUGAGACAUAG
Lineus longissimus is the source of this 1392-nucleotide messenger RNA. Its product is annotated as hemicentin-1-like. Gene Ontology annotation, molecular function: cell adhesion molecule binding. The record is from RefSeq and is a predicted model, not a curated record. Gene Ontology annotation, biological process: cell-cell adhesion. Gene Ontology annotation, cellular component: cell-cell junction; plasma membrane. The coding region runs from base 1 to 1392 and encodes 463 amino acids. Lineage: Eukaryota; Metazoa; Nemertea; Pilidiophora; Heteronemertea; Lineidae. The transcript is spliced from 7 exons.